This is a messenger RNA of Saprolegnia parasitica CBS 223.65, 2196 nucleotides long. RefSeq lists its product as hypothetical. Lineage: Eukaryota; Oomycota; Saprolegniomycetes; Saprolegniales; Saprolegniaceae. The record is from RefSeq and is a predicted model, not a curated record. Gene Ontology annotation, biological process: lipid metabolic process. Bases 1 to 2085 code for a protein of 694 amino acids. The transcript has 7 exons.
AUGGUCGACGCCAAGGCCGGUCUGCACCGCGCCCGGUCGCGCUUCGUGCGCCUCAUCAUCAACAAGGACGGCAACAUGGACGCGCUCGAGGAGCGCCGCGAAGAGCUCGUCGUGCUCGAGCGCUCCAAGCAGGCGUGGACCAACUACCGCCGCUUCUGCCAGUUCCGCUUUGGGUACCUCGCCUUCCUCGUCCUCAUCUCGAUCGUCAUCUUCUCGUUCGCGCUCCUCAUGGAGCUCUUCUUCGCGGUGUUUCUCCCGGCCGCGCGCGAAGACGCCAACUACUACCUCCGGUCCUUCCUCAUGCUGCUCGCGCUGCCCAUGACGCUCGUCUUCCUCUCGUACAUGUUCGAGGAGGCGCUGCGCCUCUUCUCAGACGCGCUCAGCGGCACGGAAGGCAGCCUCGCCAACUUUCGCCUCUCGCUCGCCGUGCUUAUUCACGCCGCGCGACACAAGGCCGUCAUGACGCGCGAGCACACGGACCUCUCGCACGUCGACCCGUACUUUGGCGACAACGCGGCGCUCGAGAUCCAGCCGCGCGCGACGCCGGGCGACGUCGAGAACCACGUGCCCGGCAGAGACAUUGACUACUCGACGUUUGUGGUCGUCGAUCUCAUUUGCCCGAUCUUGUUCGAGGUCGUGACGCUGGUCGCGUUUCUGAUUUCGCUGGUUGCGACCUUCUCGCUCUCCGAGGCGUUCACGACGUACCUCCGCGCCGGCUUUUACGUGGUCGUCUUCUACCUCUGCGCCUGGGUCGUCGGCCAUUUCUGGACGACGCGCAGCAAGCGCAUGCGGUACCUCGUGCUCACGUACCGCGUGCACCGCGAGCGCAUGAAGGCCGAGUGGGCCAACCACUUUUGGCUCCUCGACAUUGGCUUCCGCGCGUUCUACUGCCUCGGCUGGACCAAGCCCGAAGACGUCUCAAGCACCGCCGCGCCACGCGAGCCCGGUCGCGUCGCGCGCGCGAUCCACGCGGCCAACGACAGAAAUCCGUACCGAAAGCUACACGCGAACCUCAAGAUUGCGCUCAUGCUCCCGUGCAUCUUUCUCGGCGCGUUCGUGUCGUUCUACGUCUUCCAGCUCGGCUGGCCCAUCAUGGGCUGCAGCCUCCUCCUCCUCGCGUCGGCGCUCCGGACGCGGUUCCCGCAGAUCUUUGGCACGUCCUUCUUCUACUUAUCUUGGCGCGGCUCGUUCGACGUGCGCCCGCCCGUCGAUCCGCUGCACCCGAACGUCUCGAUCGCGCUCCCCGGGCAGUUCAACAUCCCCGUGUACCCGAUUUGCCACUUUUCGCACCAGACGCUCGACGUGAUCGACUUCGUGUUGAUUUCCGACGCGGCGUACGGCUCGACCAACGAAAUGCAAGACGCGAUGCUCGGGAAGCGCUUCAACGGCACGGCGCUCCACAACUGGAGCGUUCCGGAUCGCAGCAACCUCGCGACCGACCACCAGCAGUGGCUUCAGAUCGACUUUGCCGACUUGAACGUGACCGUCGUCGCGAUCCGAGGCACCGCGUCAGCUGCCGAUGCACUCCAAGACAUGCACUACUGGUUCGGCAUCACGAUCAUGCAAACGGCCAACGUCUUCAUCCCGUUCCUGAGCCAACUGCCCCAGGACUUUGUUGUGAACCUCCUCUCGCUGCGCUUUCUCAACAAGAUCAUCCCGACACCGGUCUACCAAAAGCUUCUCGACAAGUCCAACAUCGUUGUGACGGGCCACUCGCUCGGUGGCGCCAUGGCCGCCGUCGUGGGCGCCAAAAUGCACUUGCCUGCGGUCUCGUUUUCGGGCCCGGGUCUCUUGUAUUCGCGCGGUCGGUUUGACAUUGACGACGAGCGCUCGAUUCGCGACUACGUGCUCACGGUCAAGCCCCGGGGCGACUUCGUGCCGCGAGUGGACCGCCUCGGCGGCCUCGUCCAAGACAUCGACUGCCGCCGCAACAACCCGAAAGCAUGCCACGGCACCGACACGCACGCGUGCGAGUUUUACCUCACGUGCGGCGACAAGCGCGGCCGCGACUGGUCCCGUGUCUGCGAAGAGUACCGGAACCUCGCUAAGAAGAUUGAUUCGAUCACAACGCAGAGCAACAACUAGCUACGACGGACAUGAUCAAGCUGACACUUUUUGUAUAUUCUGUGCUUUUGAGCACACAGAACGCUGCUAUACGUACAAUAACGUAUGACCACCACGCGCGGCGCUAGACCA